AUGGCUAGGAAUAAAAAGAUAAAAUUAGUCAUUGAUACUGACCCCGGGAUUGACGACUUCCAUGCAAUCACAAUGGCAUUGUCAAGUCCAAAUAUCGAUGUUCUGGCAUUAACAUGUGUAACGGGUAAUACGUCGUUAAGUAACGGUGUAAGAAAUGUCCAUUAUUUAUUACAAACAUUGAAUCGUACAGACGUGCCAGUUUAUAAGGGAGCGGAAUGCUCGGUAACUGGCAAAUAUAAAUAUGCUUCACAUGUGCACGGCGAUGAUGGUUGCGGUAAUGCUACAAUAGGUCUAAAUAUUGAAUUGAAUUUAUUGCAAGACGAACCAGCAGCUAUGGCACUAUGUCGAUUAGCUAAACAAUAUCACGGCGAAUUAGUAGUAGCCGCCAUAGGUCCAUUAACCAAUCUUUUUUUAGCCCAUCGUUUAGAUCCCGAAUUUAGUAAACAUUUGAAAGAACUGUAUAUCAUGGGUGGUAACUCCGUUUUGCCGAAUUAUCAGACACUAUCAAUUGGAAUCGAAUUUAAUUUUCGUUGUGAUCCUCUUGCUGCAUCUAUCGUUCUCGAAGAAUUUCAUAUUAUGCCCUUGAUUAUUAGUUACGAAUUAACGUGUAUAUGCAGUCUUUCCUAUGAUUAUAUUGAUAGUUUAUUUGCGAGAAAAAAUGAGAGUAAAAAAGCAAAAUUAUUUCAUUCUGUUUCAGAAUUUUUGUAUGAUUUUAGUAAAACCGACGAACAGGGUAGUGGAUUUAACUCGUGUGACUCAGUAGCCAUGGCUUGUGUAUUAGACAAAUCUAUGAUACUUGAAACAAGAAAAGUUUAUGCUGUUGUUGAACAAUUUGGGUCGUGUGCUGCUGGACAUAUGAUUUCUGAUUGGCACAAUCAUUUUAAGCGUCAACCAAACGUAGAAAUUGUUGAGAAUAUUGAUUUUGAAAAAUUUAAAAAAUUAUUUCUGUUAUGCGUAGACGACAAUUUAGUAGAGAAUUAG
Didymodactylos carnosus is the source of this 981-nucleotide messenger RNA. NCBI's taxonomy places the organism in Eukaryota, Metazoa, Rotifera, Eurotatoria, Philodinida, Philodinidae. The record is from the annotation of a GenBank genome assembly.